CUUGUCCCUGCCUGAAAAUAAUAUAUCUCGAUUACAGAGGUCGAUUACAGAGGUGGCCAAAUCAUCCACCCAAACUGGUCAAAGGUCUUUCCUCAGUUAGUUCCACAGAUUGUAGAAAGAGCUCUAAGCUUGCCUGAAAAUAAUAUCUUAUACCAAGGAGGAGUCAUCUAGUCAGCCAAUGAUUCAACUAAAGUACUUACGAAUAAGAUGAGGGGCCGUGCACAUAUUUCAGGGACGCCCCAUAGGCAUGGCGAUAGAGGUAUAGCGCAUGAUGGUGCUUCAAGCAUACCAACCAGUGAUGAGGGAUCGAUAAUUGGAAAUUCGAGUGAUUCAGUGGCGAUUGCCAUACAGCGAUUAAUCCGAGGUACGCCUGAUCUGAGGCCUGAGUGUUGCAUCUACAAUGUCCCGGAGAGAUUUCGCAAGGGGAAUGAAGAAUUCUACAAACCUCGUGUAGUCGCAAUCGGACCUUAUCACUUCAAAGAUGCAAGCUAUGACAUGUGUAAGCCCAAAUACGUGGACGCCUUUUUCCGCCGGAACAAGCUCAACUUCGACCAUUGUCUUGGAUUAGUGAGAGCAUGGGAAGCAAAAGCAAGGAGCUAUUAUGCGAACCAUAUUGAACUAAGUAGUGAUACGUUUACUUUUAUCAUGCUGCUGGAUGCAACUUUUGUUUUGGAACUCAUGCUUAGGCAUCACUUUUCUAGAUACAGAGAUAAUUAUGAUCCGAUAUUUCACAAGCCGAGGAUGAUUGAAGACGUUUACCACGACAUCUUGUUGAUCGAAAAUCAACUUCCCUUCUUCGUCCUUGAGGGUUUGUACGAGCAAAUCGGUACGAAUAGUCUCUCUCCAGGAGAUGAUCAUCUUUCUUUCACCAUGCUAACUCAUGAGUUCUUCAAGCAUUUCGUGAAAAUUGAUAAGUUUCCCGCCCAUGUUGUCUCUGCUAAUGAUCAAGUGAAUCAUUUUGUUGAUUUUAUACGACGCUACUACUUGGCGCCGCCACGGCCUCAAGAGGACCAGCAAAAUCUUGAAAUUCCACCAAGCGCGACGGCACUCUAUGAGGCCGGAGUUAAGUUUGAUACAAUUAAAGGCAGUGCCUCCUUGCUUAACAUAGAAUUCAAGAAUGGUUGUCUCAAAAUUCCAAAUUUCAUAGUAGACGACUGGACAGAAACUCUCUUCAGGAACCUGAUUGCUUUCGAGCAGUGCCACUACACAGAGAAGUACAUUUCCCAGUUUAUGUUCCUCAUGAUGUGCAUGAUCAGGACUUCAAAGGACGCAGAUUUACUCAUGGACUCCGGAGUCAUAUCUAGCAUGCGAGGGAGUAGUAAAGACCUCUCCAUUCUAUUUAACCAUAUCAGCAGAGACGUUGGCUUCGGAGAGCCUUUUUAUUACUUUCAGAUUUGUGCAGAUCUAAAUGCAUACUGCAAUACCCGUCGGCACCGGUGGAAGGCAAUUCUGAAGCGAGACUAUUUCAACACUCCAUGGAAACUUGCUUCUACUAUUGCUGCAAUUAUACUCCUUGUGCUCACAUUCAUCCAAACCAUAUGCUCUAUCUUAUCCCUCUAAGGCCUUGUUUGGUUCACGGAAGAGAUUUGAGGGGAAAUCACUUCCUACGUUAUUUUCCAAUGGAUGGGAAAUGGAAGAUUCAUUUUCCAAGUAUGGAGAGCUAUCACUUUAUUUCAUUUUCCAUGUUUGUUUUGUGUAGGAAUGGAAAA
Messenger RNA from Prunus dulcis (almond), 1709 nucleotides. RefSeq names its product UPF0481 protein At3g47200-like. The transcript is spliced from 3 exons. Lineage: Eukaryota; Viridiplantae; Streptophyta; Magnoliopsida; Rosales; Rosaceae. The record is from RefSeq and is a predicted model, not a curated record. Bases 208 to 1560 code for a protein of 450 amino acids.